Zophobas morio is the source of this 1085-nucleotide messenger RNA. RefSeq names its product bcl-2-related ovarian killer protein homolog B (gene Buffy). NCBI's taxonomy places the organism in Eukaryota, Metazoa, Arthropoda, Insecta, Coleoptera, Tenebrionidae. Gene Ontology annotation, molecular function: protein homodimerization activity; protein heterodimerization activity. The transcript is spliced from 3 exons. Gene Ontology annotation, biological process: regulation of apoptotic process; intrinsic apoptotic signaling pathway in response to DNA damage; extrinsic apoptotic signaling pathway in absence of ligand. The record is from RefSeq and is a predicted model, not a curated record. Gene Ontology annotation, cellular component: mitochondrial outer membrane. Bases 217 to 1029 code for a protein of 270 amino acids.
ACCGUCAAGUUUAAUUGGAGUUGACCGGCGCGCCAAAAACCGUUUCAUAUCACAUGUUGCGUUCGCGUCGUCGACAGCCCGACUUUAGCACCACUUCCUCGUGAUUCCCGCCGCGUCAAGCCAGGUCGCGCGAACCCCAGGUCGGCCGGUGCAGUGCACGUGCAGGUGAUGUGGGGCUUCCCGGAGGACGACUUCGCCGAGGGUAUACCUUGAUGCAUGGUCACCGCCGAGCGGCCCAUGGAGGGCGGCGCCCCUCGCCCCCGCGGCCCACCGCCCCCCCGGCGCAAGUUCAGCUUCCCGGCCGCCCUCACCGUGUCCACGGACCCCGGCGGCCCGGCGCAGUCCCUCACCAAGCGGCGCUUCAGCAACGUGGGCGACGCCGUCACCCGCAAGCUCUCCACCAUCGGCUGGAGGCGGCCGCCCGAGGAGGUGGUAGCCGUGGGGCGCGCUCUGUGCGCGCUGUACAUCCGCAGUCGGCUCAAGCGCGCGGGGCUGUUCAACCGUAAGCUGGGACUGACCAGAGUGCGGAGCACCGUGAGCGCCGUCCCCGGCGGCGGCGGCGUCAUGGUCAGGGACGUGUUCCCGGGUUUGUCGUGCGCGUGCAUGGAGCUGGAGCGGGCGCACCCGAGGCUCUACCUCAACAUCGCGCGCCAGACGGGGGUGGGCUCGGACGCCGGCGUCGGAGGGUUGCUGGCGGCGAUCGGGCACCAGCUGCUGCGGUGCGACCCCACGUGGGGCAAGGUGGUGGCCGUGUUCAGCGUGGCGGGCGGGCUCGCCGUUGACUGCGUGCGGCUGGGACACCCUGAGAACCUGCACGACUUGCUGGACGGGAUGGGGGAGCUGCUGGAGGACAGGAUGGCGAUGUGGGUGGCGGCUAAUGGAGGAUGGACUGGACUGAGCAAUCACUGCCGACCGGAGGACCAAGACAUCUCGUUCGUCGAAUACCUCGGAAUCUUCGCGCUCGUUCUGGCGAUUCUACUCACGGCGUACAUAAUCGUGAGGUUCUUCGUCAAGUUUAGCAUGUUAUAGCUUAUAUUAAGUAUACGUUAUAUUUAAACAUUACAUAAAUAAAUUAUCUUACAAAA